UUUGUCGUCUGUGGAAACAACCAACGAAGAAGACAACCUGCCAGCAGAAGAAGACGCGGAGCGGAACGCCUCGGCGGUGGAAUAAAGGCGACGUGGAACGAUGGAGGAAUAUAGUUCUGGCGAUGAGUCACUCUUCAAUCCAGAUGACGUCAGCAACUCAGUCAAAGAGUGCAUAGAAGGCAUCAUCGGCGGUUCUGAUUACAACCAGACCAAAGUCAACCAGUGGACUGGCAAGAUAGUGGAGCAGUCUCUUACCUACCUGGUUAAACAAGGACGACCGUUCAAGUAUAUCGUUAACUGCAUCAUCAUGCAAAAAAGUGGCGCUGGUCUCCACACAGCCAACUCCUGCUACUGGGACACCACGACCGACGGAAGCUGCACCGUGCGAUGGGAGAACCGCACCAUGAACUGUGUGGUCAGUGUUUUCGCUGUGGCCCUGUGACAUGUCCCGGCAUCACCGGGCUCCAUCAUGCGCCAACGUUAUCAGCAACCCUGGAAUGUCUACACAAGUCCAUGAUGCUGAAUUCUUGACUCCCAGGCGUCUUCAAAGACAACAUGGUUCACUGCAUACCAAAUGACAAACUGAUCAUUUGUGUUUUCAAAUGUACCUUUUAGCCACUACAGACACACUUGAGGCCUCUGAGCUGCUGAAGGAACAGAUGCUAGAAAGACCUUACUUGAGGUCAAGAAAGGAUAGUGACCUUUAUCAAUGGAGACAGAUUAAACAGUUUUGGAUCUUG
This is a messenger RNA of Synchiropus splendidus (mandarinfish), 740 nucleotides long. It is a transcript of the gene dynlt3, whose product is annotated as dynein light chain Tctex-type 3. The coding region runs from base 101 to 442 and encodes 113 amino acids. The transcript has 5 exons. Gene Ontology annotation, cellular component: cytoplasm; kinetochore; cytoplasmic dynein complex. Lineage: Eukaryota; Metazoa; Chordata; Actinopteri; Syngnathiformes; Callionymidae. The record is from RefSeq and is a predicted model, not a curated record. Gene Ontology annotation, molecular function: dynein intermediate chain binding. Gene Ontology annotation, biological process: microtubule-based movement.